GUCUAUACGGACGGUUUUGGCGACGUGCUGCGGUUUCGGAGACCUUCAUUCGCUGGGCCUCCAUUCCGCAUCGCUUUCUCAACAAACUCUGCAAGCUCUGCACAGCCCAGGCAGCUAGGCUGGCACUGCUUGCGGCGCAUCUGCUAUCGCUAGGUAGCACUGCUUGUGCAGUGAUUGUACGCGUACGCUAGACGCCGUCGAGCAAGCGGCGCGAGCAAGCGCGGCAGAAAAAAAAAUGCUGCGCGCCUGGCGCUACGACGCCGAGGAGCAGUGGCACCAGUCGCGGUCCCCGCUCGAGAACGUCCUGGCCGAGGGCUUUGAAUUGCUACGGUGGUCCGUCCUCGCGGCGUCGACGAUCGGCCCCGGGACGGUCAUCGUGUGCAGCAAGGCGGGCUACCAGUACGCUUAUAGGUUACUGUGGGCGCUCGUCUUGGCGUCGUUCGUCGCUUAUGCCUUACAAGAGGGUUCGGCUCGGUUAUCCAUCCGCGGCCGCACGACUUUGGGAGGAGCAAUGCGCAAAUUUAUGCAAAAACAAAUCUGCACGAGCGUCGCCGUUGGCAUCUUGAUCGGCAACACGGCCUACCAAGCGAACAAUUUUGUGGGGGCGGCCGAAGCGUUGUAUGCGCUCGGCGUACCUCGAAACAACCCGGGUAUUAGGGUUGUUAUUCAUUUAUUGUUGAUGAUGGCGAUCCUCGCGACGUUAUUCCUCGGUGAUGUGGACAGAGUAAGUGCAGCUUUGGGCGUCGUCUCCAUUUUGAUGAUUGUGGUCUUUGGCGUCGCCGUGGGCGAGCUCGGCGUGAACGGCUCCAAACUUUUUUUAGGUUUAUUACCGUCCGUGCCGCCGUCGGGCUCCGCAGUGGUAGCUGUCUCGUUAGUAGCCACAACAGCAGUGCCCUUCAACGCCUUUCUGGCGUCGUGCUCGGCCAAGCCACCUAAAACUUCAGGCGAGCGCGCCGCAUCAACAGCGGUGUCGUCGAUGCGAAGGGGCGUCACUUUGAGUACGUGGAUCGCCGCCAUACUUAGUAUAUUAAUUGCGGCGACGGGCGCCGGCGUCGCUCGAAGGGGAGACGUCGACGGCAGCUAUUCGGUGGAGACGUUGGUCGACGCUUUACGGGAGGCCGAGGGCAAAGUCGCGGUCUUCGCUUUUGGUUUAGGGCUGUACGCGGCGGCCUUCUCGUCUACAUUAACUGUGGCAUUGGGCGCGGCCUUAUGUUUGGGCAGCUUAUUGAGUGACAAGGACGAUGCCACCUGGAAGCCGCCUCAUGGCAAAAAUGCUCGUUUUGUUAUUCUAGGAGUGAACUUCAUUGCUUUUUUGGUUGGCGCGUCGGGCGCUCCUACCGUGCCCGUGGUGCUGGUGGCGCAGGUCGUCAACGGGUUGCUGCUACCCGUCGUCGCGCUAUGUCUAGUGCUCUGCUUCGAAUCGCCCAAGGUCAUCAGUACGCCGCAACCGUUGUUACGGUCGGCUGCUCUCGUGUUUUCAUUUGCGACGACCGUUUUCCUCGCGGCGGACGGCGUCCUCAGCAAAGUUGCUGAUGCGUCCGUGGCAAUAAACGUGGCCUUCGCGCUUUCAAUACUAGCGACGGUGGGCCUGAUCGCGCUGCUGUGGUGGAUGCGGAAGGGGCGCUCCAAGGAACAGGCGGAAUUUGAAUUGAGCUGCCGCGAGCUGCCGGUGCCGAACCCGCUCGCUUCACAACUCGGGUCGCCGUCUCUUACUAGGCGUGCUGUCGAUACGAACGUGGCGCCGGCGCCUUGAUUGUCUAGUUUGUUGUGUGUAACCUUGUCUUGUC
Messenger RNA from Pelagomonas calceolata, 1787 nucleotides. The record is from the annotation of a GenBank genome assembly. Lineage: Eukaryota; Pelagophyceae; Pelagomonadales; Pelagomonadaceae.